Molecule: messenger RNA, 714 nt
Organism: Penicillium soppii
Lineage: Eukaryota; Fungi; Ascomycota; Eurotiomycetes; Eurotiales; Aspergillaceae
Product: Sas10/Utp3/C1D family protein
Exons: 3
Coding region: 1-714 (237 amino acids)
Biological process (GO): regulation of gene expression; maturation of 5.8S rRNA
Cellular component (GO): nucleolus; exosome (RNase complex)
Molecular function (GO): DNA binding; RNA binding
Source: RefSeq, a predicted model, not a curated record
AUGGAUCCAACAGACUUACAACCGCUGCUUGAGCAGCUGGAUGAUGAUGUUGAUGAACUGGAAGAAGUAUUGAAGCCUAUUUUGGCGAGUACACUCCUCAAAAGCUCUAGCAAAUUGCCCGUCAUGGACAAAGCAAAACUUCACGUGCUCAUCACCUACACGCUGGAGUCACUAAUAUUCUCCUACUUGAAGCUCCAUGGCGUGGAUGCGAAGUCGCACCCCGUGUUCCGGGAACUGACCCGCGUGAAGCAGUACUUUGAAAAGAUCAAGGCACUGGAGACCGAGCCCGAAGAACGCGCCAUGACACUUGACAAGGAAGCUGCUGGAAGAUUCAUCAAACAUGGUCUGGCUGGCAAUGAUAAGUACGACCUGGAACGAGCAGAAAAGCAGGCCAAAGAACGAGCUCGCGCUCAGCUGAAAGCCGCAAUGCUUGCUCGAAAGAGUGCUGAGAACCCUUCGAGUGCUGUCACUUCAGAAGCACAAGAGAACGACUCCGAAGACGACGACUCUGAGGGUGGAGUGCAAGUUGCGCCAGCAGUGAAGCCCCGCACUUCUGAGAAGAAGAAAAGCAAGAAGAAGUCGAAGGGAGAAUAUAAAACAAAGGAGACGAAAGACAGUAAAGAGAAGAAGCUCGACAAAGCUGCGUUGAAACAAAAAAAGAAGGAGCGCCGGCAAAAGAAGGAAGAAAUUCGAAUGGGCCGAAAAGCCCAGUGA